AUGGCUCCUACUGCAAUGGCUCAGGCCACACAACAAGCGGCAGACACCAAGUCUCCGCCGAUAUCAGCACCGGCACCAGCAUCAGGGCCGCAGGCAGUACCGAGUCUGGGGCACAAGCUUCCCAAGCUCGAACCCAGGCGGCGCCGAGCACAGCCUGAGAAUCCCAUCCCUUUCCCCGAUACGCCUGCUCUUCCACCACCCCCAGAAAGCCCAGGCUCGUUCCGUGUACCGAGCCGUCGCAUCUUGUCCAAAGCAGACCACGACUUGUUCAUCUCCUCCCCAUCCUUCAACCUGAUAUUGUCAUGGAUCUUCGGCCUGUCCGAGUCUGUCGUCGACUCGCCCAUCUCAGCAGUGAAAGACGACGAGCUGACCACUCCAGUACGGACGCUCUUGGAGAUCCUGGACGAGGUAGAGCAGCUAGUCUACCAAAACCCGCCCGACGACCAGGGAGGCUCGAGAUUCGGCAACAAGAGAUUCAGAGACUUCCUGGACAAGGCCAGGACACAGGAAAUGAAGUGGCACCAACGGCUCGGCGUCGAGAACCCGGAAGCCGUCGCCGAGCUCUCAAUGUACCUCAGCCAGUCAUUCGGGAACCGGAAGCGCAUCGACUACGGCUCUGGCCAUGAGCUCAACUUCAUGAUCUGGCUGCUGUGCAUCUACCAGCUGCGCAUCGUCACGCGCGAAGACUUCAAGCCUCUCGUGCUCAAGGUCUUCACCCGCUACCUCGAGGUCAUGCGCGUGAUCCAGUGUUUGUACUAUCUCGAGCCGGCAGGCUCCCAUGGCGUGUGGGGCUUGGACGAUUACCAGUUUCUCCCUUUCCUGUUCGGCGCGUCGCAGCUGGCACACCAUAAGUACAUCACGCCGCGAGCCAUCCACCAGGAGCUCAUGCUCGAGCAGUUCGGGAAGGACUACCUCUACCUGAACCAGAUCGUCUUUGUGAACAGCACCAAGACCGUCAAGGGCCUCAGGUGGCACAGCCCUAUGCUGGACGACAUCUCAUCCGCAAAGUCGUGGGAAAAGGUCGAGGGUGGAAUGCGCCGCAUGUUCGUGGCAGAGGUGCUGAAGAAGCUGCCAGUCAUGCAGCACUUCCUGUUUGGGUCCCUGGUCCCGGCCGUGGACGGCAUGAGCGAGCAGAGCCUGGCUGGGGUUCCGGACGAGGAAGAUGACGAUGAAGGCGGAGAGGUCCAGGUUUUUGACGAGGGUAACGUCCGGCACGUUCAUCAGCAGAACGGCUGGGGUGAGUGCUGCGGUAUCAAGGUUCCCAGCGGUGUUGCUGCUGGGAUGGAGGCCAUGAAGAAGGGCGAGACGCUACGGAGGAUACCUUUCGAUUGA
Molecule: messenger RNA, 1332 nt
Organism: Diaporthe amygdali
Lineage: Eukaryota; Fungi; Ascomycota; Sordariomycetes; Diaporthales; Diaporthaceae
Product: serine threonine-protein phosphatase 2a activator 2
Exons: 1
Coding region: 1-1332 (443 amino acids)
Biological process (GO): mitotic spindle organization
Cellular component (GO): protein phosphatase type 2A complex; cytoplasm; nucleus
Molecular function (GO): peptidyl-prolyl cis-trans isomerase activity; protein tyrosine phosphatase activator activity
Source: RefSeq, a predicted model, not a curated record